CUAUAAAACCAAGCAAGCUACUACAACAUUUUCAUCUCCAACAUCUAUAGUAAUCAGUUAAUUACUCUUUUAACGAUUGAAAAUGAAGCUAAUUCAAACUCUGGGCAUUGCCUCUCUUCUCUUCACACUCAUUUCAGCUGCUUCGCUGAAAGCCAGUGAUCCUCCCUCGUUCUGCCAUGGGUUAGACUGUCCCGUAUAUAAAGUAACAGGAAAGAUGGGCAAAUACGAGAUACGCUCAUACGAGCAAUCAAAAUGGGUUGGAACAGUCAUCAGAGGGGACAGCUUCACACAGGCUGGCAGCCAAGCCUUCCACAUGCUAUUUGAUUACAUUUCUGGCGCCAAUAGCCAAAAUCAGAAAAUACCAAUGGCAGUCCCAGUAGCAACCAAAGUCGUUCCUCUAGACGGGAGCAUGUACAACUUCACGGUGUUUUUCUUUGUCCCUUUUGCAUUUCAAGCAAACACUCCAACUCCCAGUGACCCCAAAGUAUUCGUUCAAGUUCUCCCAGCCCUCACAGCUUACGUUGACUCAUUCAGUGGAUUUGAGAGUAACGACGAUCUAAAAAAGCACACCGAGGAGAUGAAGGCUGCGCUGACAGCUGCUGGCGUGCAGUACGUGCAUGAUUUCUCGUUUACGGCAGAGUACGAUUCUCCUUUUAAAAUAAUCGACCGCCAUAAUGAAGUGUGGCUGGUAGCAGCUUAAAAGGAACAUUAACCAAAAUACUAUUUUAUUUAAUUGUAAUAUUCUAAUGCUACAAAAUAAUAGAACUUGCUGCAUAAAGCUUCUUUGUUUUUUUAUUAAUAAAUAAAAUUA
This is a messenger RNA of Amphimedon queenslandica, 811 nucleotides long. Its product is annotated as heme-binding protein 2-like. Lineage: Eukaryota; Metazoa; Porifera; Demospongiae; Haplosclerida; Niphatidae. The record is from RefSeq and is a predicted model, not a curated record. Gene Ontology annotation, molecular function: heme binding. The coding region runs from base 83 to 700 and encodes 205 amino acids. The transcript has a single exon.